GUGUCAUUGAUUGCGAGCUAGCUAGCUGUGGGGUUCUUAUUCCUUAGUUCGGCAGGGGGAGGGCAAUUUCACCCUAUCUAUCUUGCGUGUUGUCGUCGUCCGGUGUUCUGUCGUCUCGUCAUCCUUUAGUUAGUAGUAAUAGUCACUCACCUACUUCGACUUUGUGUGUAUCAUGUUGGUUGUAUAUCCUCAGCGGGACACAAUUUGAUCGCAUUAUGCGCUUCAUCGUUUGCUGCGCAUCGUUCUGUACAGGCCUCGGUCAGUCCAAUCUCGCAGAGCAGGGCUUUUAAGGAUCUGGUUCUCGUUCUUGGCGAAGCUCGCACCAUUAGAAGACUCGACCGGCCACGUCGUCCGAGGGGACCAUCAAUGUCUGCCGGUGAAGAUCGGGGCUAGGCGUCGGUUAGGCAGGCAGGUUGCAUUAUCGCAGGAGGAGUAGUGGAAGGAUCUUAAAUCGUAGCGUUGUUGGGUUUUCUGGAACGAACUCGCUUGGCGGUGUUCAGCGUUGUUGUUGUUGCUGCCGCUGCUGCUGUCCCUCGGGGCGGUGCUUGAGUUGCCGUCCUCGUUCGUUUUUGUGGAGAAGCGCAUCAUGUCGAUGGAAACUGCAGAGUUGGAGCAGAUUGCCGGCCAGCAAAUUGGCUCCGACUCGGGCUUCCUCUGGGAGAGGUUGAGUGAUGAAGUGACGGAGUGUAUCCUGGCCCGUGUGCCUUUGAGCAGUCUAGUCCGGGCAUGUGCUGUGAAUAAACAUUGGAAGGCGAUCAUUCGUUCUUCGGAAUUUGGGAGGCUGUGUGCCGAGGUUAGGCCCAGCAACCCAUGGCUCUUUGUAUACUGCACAAACUUUUUGCUGCCUGGCAAGAACCAGGCCUACGCUUACGAUCCUGAUGCUCACAAGUGGUACACGAUUCCCUCUGUGACCCCUCCGACACACUCCCGCGCAUCGAUGUCAGGAGGGGUUGGAGGAAUCAUGGUUGCAACUAUGGGGGGAACCCAAUCUCGUCUUUGCUAUAAUCACUCUCUCUUCAUUAAGAAGUGGAAGCAGACGACCGAAAUGUGCGUGUCUAGGGAUGCACCCCUAGUGGGGUUUGUGGAGGAAUCUGGAAGCGGUAGCAAUGUUUCUCAAAAGCUGAUUGCCGUUGGAGGAGUCGAAAUGUUCGAGGAUGACGACCUGGCCGUCGAAAUUUACGACACCGUGCUGAAACAAUGGGAGGUCACAAAGAGUCUUCCUGUCGAAUUUAGAGGAAAUAGUUCUCGACACUGGCUUAGCGGGGCCGUUUGGAACCGGAAACUUUAUGUCUUGGAGAUAUACUCAGGAUCGGUGGCUUCCUUCGACCUCUGCACCAAGACAUGGACUCUUGUGCAGAUUUUGAGGCCAAUGACGCCCUCCGGUGUGAAGUACGCGUACCUUCUUAUUUGCCAAGGGCUGCUAAUACUAGCUGGAGUUUGUCAUCCUCCUGAAGGACACGUGAGCUUCAAGCUUUGGUUGGUUGAUGAAUCCGUCAUGCAGUGCAAGGAAAUGGGGGUCAUGCCUCCAGAGUUCUUCGCUAUGUUCGCCAAGGGUGACGGAGAGAAGAAUGUUUUGGGAAUGAAGUGCGUUGCCAGUGGAUCGCUCAUCUACGUUUAUAGCGUCACCCCCGAUGCCGAGUACCCUAUGGUGGUAUGUGACAUCUCCAAGGGUUGGAACGCCUGGCAGCGGCUUCCCGAACUGCCUUCGCUUGGUAACAGAUUCGACACUAUGGUUGGGUUCUGCUCUUCAGUCACCAUGAACUCUUUCUAUUAGUCUGCCUACAAGCUGUACAUGACAUGAUUUUAUUCUAAUCAUCGGUAGUCGCCUCGUACGUCUUGCACGAUGGAGUACAUGUAGGUGUAGCUUAGGACCUAACUACUAUGUGGAUGGAUUGUCUCUCAAUACCAGUUACUUGCUGAUCACGUAACUUUCGUGUGAUAGAUCUUCUGUGUUUAGUGGGAAGAAUGCGUCCUUGGUUAUCCUAUGUCUGGGAAAGUUUCAGGGACAAGUCCUCUGAGAACUGUCUACGGCAUUGCUUCCUGCAGUUUGCCUCAAAUGUGUUCUAAUUGAACUCGCCCUUGCUUUCUCUACAAAGCUGGGUUCGUGUCGUGGAUGUGGUCUUAGCGAACUUAGCUUUCGAUAUCCUCAUUGACGCGCUCUCAUGAAGUGCUCUCUAUCCAUGUACAUUCUCCUCGUAUAGGCGCAAAGUGAUGAUCACUGUCAUCACUAGCUACAAAAAAAAUGAGUAAUGUGAUAAAUUGGACCAUUGGUCUGAAAUAUGUGAGAACAAGUCAAUGGUGGCGGACUCAGCUCUUCAAUGCUCUCUGUAAUGAUGCUGUUUAAAUUGAAUUCAUGAAACAGUUUCUGGGGU
Messenger RNA from Marchantia polymorpha subsp. ruderalis, 2372 nucleotides. NCBI's taxonomy places the organism in Eukaryota, Viridiplantae, Streptophyta, Marchantiopsida, Marchantiales, Marchantiaceae. The record is from the annotation of a GenBank genome assembly.